UUGAAAUACUUUGAAUAUAUUUAUCUAACCUAUAAAAAAAUAUUGUAUAAGUUUAGGUUCAUAGGGAAAAUCAAAUAUUUUAAUUAAAACAGUGGUCUAUAACUAAUUAUUUACUUACUAGGUAUGAUUUUCAGAUUCCACAAGUGUGUGAACAGAUUUCAUAAAUUGGUGUCUAUAUCUAAAACCAAAGAGAUGAAUCUUAAUAAGUGUUAUUUUAGAUAUGUACAAGAAGAAGAGAGAAUUGAUAUAUCUUUUUUAUAUAAAAUUAAAGAUUCUGUUAGACAAUUCAAUUUUAGUAGAAAACCAACAGAGACACUGGAAACUCUAUUAAAUAGAAUUGGGACGAACAUUAAUAAAGCAAUAAAAAAGGGAAACAAAAAGAAUAGUGACAAUAAUUACGAUUUAGAAAUUAUGAUGCUAGAUGCUAAGGACAACGCUAUAGCAUCUAAUUCUACAUGUAAGGAUUUGUUUUCUACCCAAACUCCAAUUAAAAUAAAAAUUCAUAACAACAUUUAUGAAGCAGUUUUCAAUGUACCUUGGGUAGUUAGUUUAAAUUUACCACUAAGUAUUCUGGCUGGGUUUCCGGUUUAUCCUGAACAAUUUGUGCUUCAGUAUGCUGAGAAAAGUCAAAGUAAAUAUGAAUGGUUCAAGGGACUCUCAAUUAAUGAAAAAGGCAAUGAAAUUAUUGAAAGUCAUAUAAAAUGGGAACUGGUUGGAGAAGGCUUUACUUAUUCACCAACAAAUGAUGAUGUAGGAAGGAAGCUUAAAGUGGAAUGCACACCAAGCAAUGGCGAAAUCAGUGGACCCACAAUUGCUGCAAUUUCUAAGAAUUUAGUUGAAGCUGGUCCUGGUAUUUGUCCCUUUGAAACAAGGCACAAAUAUACAUCAACACAGCUGAAAGAUAAAAGUUUUCGCUGUGUCAGCUACAAUAUUCUAGCUGAUUUGUAUUGUGAUUCUGACUUUACAAGAAGUGUGUUGCAUCCUUAUUGUCCUCCAUAUGCUCUGCACAUUGACUACAGGAAGCAAUUAAUUAUAAAGGAGUUGUUAGGUUACAAUGCAGAUAUAAUUUGUCUACAGGAAGUGGAUAGGAAAAUAUUUAACCACUGUCUUAGUCCACUUUUAGAGUGUCAUGGUUUCAAAGGACGGUUCUACAGAAAGGGAAAGGAAGUGGCCGAGGGAUUAGCUUGUUACUAUAAUGCAGAAAGAUUUGAGUUUAUUGAAGAGGAAAAAAUUGUAUUAUCAGAAGCAAUCAAAAGUAAAUCAUGUUUGCAACCAAUUUGGGAAAAAAUAAAAGACAAUGGCCCUCUUAUCGAGAGAUUAUUAAAUAGAUCCACGGUGGCUAGUGUGACGUUCUUUAAAUCACUUGAAAAUCCUGAUGAAAUACUACUUGUUGGUAAUACGCAUUUGUAUUUUCAUCCUGAUGCCGAUCACAUAAGACUUAUACAAGGCGGAAUUUGUAUUUACUGGCUGGCAGAUGUUCGCAAUAGUUUAUUAAGACAGUUUCCAGGUAAAAGGAUCUCUCUAAUUUUAUGCGGUGAUUUCAAUAGUGUCCCUACUUGCGGAAUAUUUCAAUUGUAUACCGCAGGAGAGGCACCAAGUUCUCUACCGGAUUGGAAAUCAAAUGAAAAGGAAGCUGUUCAAGAUUUAUGCCUAACGCAAGAGAUACCUUUGAGUAGUGCUUGCGGGACUCCACCGUUUACUAACUUCACUGCUGGUUUUGCGGAUUGCUUAGAUUACAUAUUCUACGACAAGUCAACAUUGGAAGUGCAGCAGGUUGUACCAUUUCCCAGUGAAGAAGAAUUGAGAGCAAAUAUAGCUUUACCAAGCGUAGUGUUCCCAUCAGAUCAUAUAGCCUUGAUAUCAGAUUUACGAUUUGUAUAAAAAAUAAAUACUUAGCAUAAAUAAUUUUAAAAUUAAGUUUUUUGCGUUAGACAUCAAAUUAAAAAAAAAUCAAAAUUUUUAUUCAU
Amyelois transitella is the source of this 1967-nucleotide messenger RNA. RefSeq names its product 2',5'-phosphodiesterase 12. Gene Ontology annotation, cellular component: mitochondrion. The record is from RefSeq and is a predicted model, not a curated record. NCBI's taxonomy places the organism in Eukaryota, Metazoa, Arthropoda, Insecta, Lepidoptera, Pyralidae. Gene Ontology annotation, biological process: nuclear-transcribed mRNA catabolic process, deadenylation-dependent decay. The transcript has 8 exons. Gene Ontology annotation, molecular function: 3'-5'-RNA exonuclease activity. The coding region runs from base 124 to 1881 and encodes 585 amino acids.